UCUAUACAACAACGGCGUAGUAUCUUGCUGGUCGUUCUCGAUAGUGGAAGUGAUUGUGCUCCGUUACUUCCCUUCUCCUUCACAUCCCUUGCAAGUGCUAUAUACAGUCUCAACUGUCAAUCAACCGGUGUACAGUUUCCUGAACCCAAUGUACAUGGGUACGGUUGAAAGGAUCAAGAUCAAUACCUCGACCACCACACUACGCGCGUGACAAUACAAUACGAGAAAUAGACCGUGUGUAAAAUAGUGAUGUUGGUGUGUUGUAUAAUGGUGGUGUGAUCGAGGCUCACACAGGCAGGUGGCGACCACGUGGGCUUGUUAUUGUAAGCUGGGGUGGCCCCUGGAUGGUCAGGACGGGCGGGAGGCUCCGGGUAUAAUUGGAGUUCAAGUUCAAGUAUGUUUAUUGAGACAAGAAAAAAUACAUCUCAAAGGGAUAGAGUAGCUUAGGCUAUUUCUACCCCCCCCCCUCUACUUCAAGUCCCUCAAGGGGCGCACAAAUUCAAGGAUUUUUGUUGAGCUGUGGGAACCAUGCUUCGUGUGACACCAAGGUUGGCUUACCUGACAUCGUUAACUGUACGCCAUUGCAAUUUCUCGGCUACCAGGUGUGCAGGUGUUCAGCGAUGGCAGUCGACAGCAGCAGCAGCAGCAGCCGCCACCACACCUCGUAAUGAGCCCCUGAGCAACCGAACCCCUCCUCAGGAGUUGCGCGCUGCUCAGAGUAUAUACAAUUUUAAUGUCCAGGCCAUGACAGAAUUACUUGAUCAUGAUAACCAUGCAAUGAGGGCCAAGUUUCGGGAGUUCAUGAAUGAUCCAGUAAUGGUUCCCCGCUACAACAUUCCCUUGGAUGUGGAGCGUGAUGUAGCUCUUGAGCGGCUUCAACGCAUCUGUGACGCAGGAUUUAUCUCUGUUCUUGACUUCCGUAACAACCCUCUCCGUAUUUUUGCUGCUCAUGAGCUAGCUGCCAUUGUAGAUCCUGCAAUGGCCACCAAGAUGACUGUGCAGUUCAAUCUGUUUGGAGGCACAGUUUUGAAGCUGGGCACUGAACGGCACCACAAGAAACUUCUAGCUGGGAUUGAUAACUUACAAGAUAUUGGAUGCUUUGGAUUGACAGAACUGGGUUAUGGCAACAAUGCUGUGGAGAUGGAAACAACAGCUGUAUAUGACAAGGAGACAGAGGAAUUUAUUGUUAACACUCCCACUACCCUGGCACAAAAGUAUUGGAUCACCAAUGGAGCUGUUCAUGCCAAGCAUAUAAUUGUAUUUGCACAGCUGUUUGUUGACGGUGUUAACAAUGGUAUUCAUGGCAUUCUAGUGCGCAUCCGUGAUGAUAAUUUAAAGGUUAUGCCAAAUGUUCGUGUUGAGGACAUGGGAUACAAAAUGGGCUUGAAUGGAGUAGACAAUGCUAAGCUGAUAUUUGACAAUGUGAGAGUACCUCGGGAAAAUCUGCUCAAUAAGUUUAGUGACGUUUCUGCACAAGGAGAGUUCUCAUCUUCUGUCAAGAGUGCACGUUCCCGGUUCCUCACAGUAGCAGAUCAACUGCUCUCGGGUCGUAUUUGCAUUGCCAGCAUGUCUAUGGGUGUGGCUAAGGCCUCACUCACCAUUGCCAUACGUUAUGCAGCAUCUCGCCUCACUGUAGGUCCUAAAGGAAAAUCUGACAUGUCGAUUCUACAGUACCAGCUGCAGCAGCGAGCCCUCUUGCCUCUUUUGGCCAGGACAUACGCUAUUAAUUUUGGCCUAGAUUAUGUCAAGCAACGAUGGGCCUUCCAGGCUGCAGAUGGCUCGGAGCACCCCGAAGUUGUGACGGCAUGCUGUGUCAUUAAACCCCUAGCAUCGUGGAACAUGGAGGAAGUCGUUACAGUGAGUCGUGAACGGUGUGGUGGUCAGGGCUUCCUCUCCUGUAAUAGAUUUGGCACCUUCUUUGGUCUGGCUCAUGCAGCGAUGACAGCCGAGGGUGACAAUUGUGUCCUCAUGCAGAAAGUGGCAAAAGAAAGGCUGGAAAGCUUCAAACCCUUAGUGACAAAUACUGAUCUCCCAACAGAUCCUACUAACGUUGAAUUUUUACAUGAUCUUCUGAAUCGAAGAGAAAAUCUUUUCUUUAAGAAUUUGGGGGAAAAGUUGAAAGCUGUAGGGAGAGCCGGACUGUUUGAUACGUGGAUGCUUAAUGAAUCCGACUUGGUUCAAGGUGCUGCCAGGGCCUUUGGAGAAAGGAUGAUCUCUGACCAAUUUGCUGAUGUUCUUAAGAAGUGUGAGAGCAGUCUGAAGACUCCUUUGACUAAAUUGUAUCACCUGUACCUGUUGGACAUUGUGGAGAAGAACAUGGCUAGCUUCAUCACCACAGGUCUUAUAACCCCAGAGAUAGCUGCACAGGUGGUAAUUGUGUCCCGUGCUGUUUGCAAAGAUCUUGGUCCAGAUGCCCUUGCUCUAUGUGAAGCCUUUGCCAUCACUGACUCAAUGCUGUCUGCACCCAUUGCCCUUGACUGGGUAGAGUAUAAUGUCGGAGACAACCAGGGGGAGCUUUAGAGUUUAAUAUGUUAAUGCUUAGAUCUCUUGGUAAUAUUUAAUGAACUACUUAAUAAAUAUACUUAAAUGCAAUUAAAGUUAGUACCUAUAGCAUUCAUAAUCUUGAUAGAUUGAAGUUUACUUCUAUGAUUUAAAAUUUAUGUAAAUCAUGUUUGUUUUAUUUUUGGAAAAUAAUAAUUACCAGCUUUUUGAUGGGUAUAAAUUUAUGUUCAUUCAAAAUUAAGACCUAAACAGUAGAGUGGACAAGCUGGGGAUAAAAGUAAGGUGAAUACAAGUUCAAGUAUGUUUAUUGAGACAAGAAAGAAAUACAUCUCAAAGGGAUAGAGUAGCUUAGGCUAUUUCUACCCCCCUUAAGGUGAAUACAAGCUGGGGAUAAAAGUAAGGUGAAUAUAUAAUAGAUUAUUAAGUGAAGAGUCGUCAUGAAGGUCUUGGAUCUGUGAGGAGUACACUAGGUUUCAGGACCAACUGCCUAAUUUUGCAAUGGUAAAUAUUUGGACAUAAUAUUGUACAGAAUGCAUGUGUUAACGUUGUGCAUGUUUUAAAUAUACAAAA
Procambarus clarkii (red swamp crayfish) is the source of this 3072-nucleotide messenger RNA. RefSeq lists its product as uncharacterized. Gene Ontology annotation, molecular function: acyl-CoA oxidase activity; fatty acid binding; FAD binding. NCBI's taxonomy places the organism in Eukaryota, Metazoa, Arthropoda, Malacostraca, Decapoda, Cambaridae. Gene Ontology annotation, biological process: lipid homeostasis; fatty acid beta-oxidation using acyl-CoA oxidase. The record is from RefSeq and is a predicted model, not a curated record. Gene Ontology annotation, cellular component: peroxisome.